CAAAAACACUUUCUUUCUCUACUCCAUCUCUCUCUAGAUUCUCUCAUUUCCUCUUUCUUGAAACUCUGAGAUCCUCAACAAAUGGUGUCAACGACAUGCGCGAGGGAGGUGCAUUACAGAGGAGUAAGGAAGAGACCAUGGGGUCGUUACGCCGCAGAGAUUAGAGACCCUUGGAAGAAAACUAGGGUUUGGCUUGGCACUUUCGACACUCCCGAAGAAGCUGCUCUCGCUUACGACGGCGCCGCCCGUUUCCUCCGUGGUAUCAAGGCUAAGACUAACUUCCCUCCUCCUCUCUCUCUCAACCUCAACCACAUUCCUUCCGCCCCCUCCGCCACCGCCGCCGCCGCAGAUAACCACCACAACCAACACCACUGGUUCCCUCCUCCUCCUCCUCUCUCCAUCUCCGACAAUCACCACCACCACCACCGUAUCUUUCUUCGAACCGGAGUGCUCAGCGACAAAGCCUCAGAUUUCCCCACCACCGAAGCGCCGCUUUACUUCGCCGCCUCGCCUGAUGUUGCCACGUCAGCUUCUCGGGUGUUUGAGUUUCCGAUAAUGAGUCCUUCUCCUUCCUCCGCAACGGCGAGACGUGGCUUAGCCAUCGAUCUCAACGAGCCGCCUCCGCUUUGGCUGUAAAACAUCGGCGCCGUUCUGCUGACUUUCCCGCACGUCGCCGUUUUGAGCACUUUCGGUGGAACUAUUGUUGUUUAACUUUAAUUUCUUUUUAGCAAAUAACUUUCUUAGAGUAGUAUGAGUAGUUUCCUUUUGAACUUGUCCUUUUCUUUUUGGUUAUGUAAGAGACGGAGGUUGAUUAGUUAGUUGUUAAUUGAUCAAUAUUGCGGAAAAAAAAGAAACUCUUAGCACAAGUGAACACUCGCAAAGUAGGUUAUGAGUGUAUGAGUAGUUUCCUUUUGAACAUGUCCUUUUCUUUAUGGUUAUGUAAGAGACGGAAGUUGAUUA
Molecule: messenger RNA, 960 nt
Organism: Brassica oleracea var. oleracea
Lineage: Eukaryota; Viridiplantae; Streptophyta; Magnoliopsida; Brassicales; Brassicaceae
Product: ethylene-responsive transcription factor 12-like
Exons: 1
Coding region: 82-636 (184 amino acids)
Biological process (GO): regulation of DNA-templated transcription
Molecular function (GO): DNA-binding transcription factor activity; DNA binding
Source: RefSeq, a predicted model, not a curated record